This is a messenger RNA of Syzygium oleosum, 3090 nucleotides long. RefSeq names its product chaperone protein ClpD, chloroplastic. The record is from RefSeq and is a predicted model, not a curated record. Gene Ontology annotation, molecular function: ATP hydrolysis activity; ATP binding. The transcript has 12 exons. The coding region runs from base 36 to 2936 and encodes 966 amino acids. Gene Ontology annotation, cellular component: cytoplasm. Lineage: Eukaryota; Viridiplantae; Streptophyta; Magnoliopsida; Myrtales; Myrtaceae. Gene Ontology annotation, biological process: cellular response to heat.
CCUCAUUCCCCCCCUCCCUCCCUGCCUUCCCUCCCAUGGUAAUGGAGGUGUCCACGUCGUCUUCCUCUCCCCUCUCCAUCCACUCCCCCUUCGCCGCCUCCGUCGCCGCACCCUGUCGCCGGAGCAGGAUGCUUCCCAUCCGAUUGCCCGUUUCCAGCUUCUGGGGUUCUUCCCUGCACCCCCGUUGUUCCAUUGGACCCGCCAAAACUCAAGCUUCGCCGCUCCGGAUCGCCAAGAAGAAGAAGCACCGGUUCCUUCACGUGAGGGCGGUGUUCGAGAGGUUCACGGAGAGGGCCAUCAAGGCCAUCGUCUUCUCCCAGCGAGAAGCGAAGACCAUGGGCAAGCCCAUGGUCUUCCCCCAGCACCUCUUGCUCGGCCUCAUCGCCGAGGAUCACGUCCGCCACCAUGGCAAUCACCCUUCGGCUCCCGGCUUUCUCGGCUCCGCCAUCACCCUCGACGAUGCCCGCGCGGCCGUCCUCGACAUCUGGCACAAUCAUCAUCAGAACGAUGAUGUGAUCGAGAAUGAUGUUGUGGCCGACGAACACCAAAACGGCAACAGCAGCAGCAGCAGCAGCAAAUCUUCAUCCCCUGCUCACGUCCCCUUCUCAAUCAGCACCAAGCGCGUGUUCGAGGCUGCGGUUGAGUACUCGAGGACGACGGGCCACAACUUUAUCGCCCCCGAGCACAUCGCCAUUGGACUUUUCGCUGUCGACGAUGGCAGCGCCUCCCGUGUUCUCAAGAGAUUGGGAGCUAAUCUUAAUGAUUUGGCGGAUGCGGCAGUGUCAAGACUUCAAGGGGAGCUUGCAAAAGACGGCAGAGUCACAUCUUCUGCUUCUGCUGCUGGAGCUUCCAAGGUUAUGCCUAACAAACCCUUUUCUGGAAAGGCUUCUGCCCUUAAAUCCACCGACAAAAACAGAGGGAAAAGUGCUCUUGCUCAAUUCUGCGUGGACCUCACUGUUCGAGCCAGCGAGGGACUCAUCGAUCCUGUGAUUGGCCGUGAUACUGAAGUUCAGAGAAUCAUUGAGAUACUUUGUCGGAGAACCAAGAACAACCCUAUCCUUCUUGGCGAAGCUGGGGUUGGGAAAACGGCCAUUGCUGAAGGCUUAGCAAUUAAAAUUGCCGAUGCAGAUGUUCCGCCUUUUCUUCUGAACAAACGCAUAAUGUCCUUAGAUAUAGGUUUAUUGAUUGCCGGUGCAAAGGAGAGGGGGGAGUUGGAGGCUCGUAUUACCUCUUUACUGAAAGAAACUUUGAAAUCAGGAAACAUCAUCCUUUUCAUAGACGAGGUCCACACGAUCAUUGGAUCUGGCACUGUUGGUAAAGGAAAUAAGGGAUCUGGUCUCGACAUUGCCAAUCUAUUGAAACCCUCACUUGGAAGAGGUGAUUUACAGUGCAUUGCUUCAACAACUAUGGACGAAUACAGGACGCAUUUUGAACAAGAUAAGGCAUUGGCAAGGCGAUUCCAACCUGUACUUGUUAAUGAGCCAAGCCAGGAGGAUGCAGUUAGGAUUCUAUUGGGUUUACGCAAUAAAUACGAAGCCCAUCACAAAUGCAUAUUUACUUUGGAAGCAAUAAAUGCUGCUGUGCAACUCUCGGCAAGAUACAUUCCUGACCGAUACCUCCCUGACAAAGCAAUAGAUCUCAUUGACGAGGCUGGGAGUAGGGCUCACAUCGACGCCUUCAAAAGGAAAAAGGAACAACAAAUAUGCAUACUCUCCAAGUCACCCAAUGAUUAUUGGCAAGAAAUUCGUACUGUUCAGGCUAUGCAUGAAGUGCAGGUCCAGGGGAGCAGGAUGAAGGUUGAAAACGGCUCUUCAAAUAUGGAUGAUUCAGACUUUGCUUUGCCUUCAACAUCGAAAGAUAAUGAGCCUACGCUGGUCGGACCUGAUGAUAUAGCAGCUGUUGCUUCUCUCUGGUCAGGAAUCCCAGUUCAGAAGCUCACUGCUGAUGAAAGAUUGCUGUUGGUGGGUCUUGAUGAGCAGCUCAGAAAGCGGGUCAUUGGUCAAGACGAGGCUGUUUCUGCCAUCUCCCGAGCGAUUAAGAGAUCCAGGGUUGGUUUGAAGGAUCCAGACCGACCUAUUGCGGCAAUGCUUUUUUGUGGCCCUACUGGAGUCGGCAAGACUGAAUUAACGAAAGCUCUGGCUGCAUGCUACUUUGGAUCGGAAGCAUCUGUGCUGAGAUUGGACAUGAGUGAGUAUAUGGAGCGGCAUACUGUGAGCAAAUUGAUUGGAUCACCUCCAGGUUAUGUAGGAUAUGGACAGGGUGGUACUCUUACAGAAGCUAUCAGAAGAAAGCCUUUCACAGUAGUGUUGCUCGAUGAGAUAGAAAAGGCACAUCCAGAUAUAUUCAAUAUUCUUCUGCAAUUGUUUGAGGACGGACACCUCACAGAUUCCGAGGGACGAAGAGUUUCAUUUAAGAAUGCAUUAAUUGUAAUGACAUCCAAUGUGGGUUCGAGUACAAUUGCAAAAGGUGGGCGCUCUAUUGGUUUUCUGAGUCCAGAUAAUGAGUCAACAUCGCAUGCUGGAUUGAAAGCACUGGUGAUGGAAGAACUGAAAGCAUAUUUCAGGCCAGAGUUACUCAACAGGAUAGAUGAAGUGGUUGUGUUCCGUGCCCUCGAGAAGAGUCAGAUGCUCGAAAUUUUGAACAUUAUGUUGCAAGACGUGAGAAAGCGGCUUAUGUCGAUGGGUAUUGGAUUGGAGGUGUCUGAAUCAAUCAUGGACCUCGUAUGCCAACAGGGUUAUGACCAAAUUUAUGGUGCAAGGCCUCUUAGGAGAGCGGUGACCCAGUUGAUUGAAAACCUAUUGAGCGAAGCUCUCCUUUCUGGAGGUUACAAGCCGGGUGACACAGCCGUCGUCGAUGUGGACUCUUCUGGAAAUCCAUGUGUUACGAACGGAUCCCAUAGGAGUAUCCAUUUAUCCGACAAAACAUCCCUGUUUUAAAGGAAUCAUUACACGAUAAAUUGUCUAAUCCCAAUUUUUUUGUAAAAUUACUGCGUAUAAUGUAUAUGAGCAAUUCUUCAACUGUAUAUUCGAUUGCGGGGACAUUCAUUUCAUAUUCUUUGAAAUAAGUGGAUAUUUGGGGAUGCAUAGACUA